AUGAGUGCCCAGAGUCGUCUAGUAGCCGUCGCAGGCCACAUUGCUCCCAACACUGGGACAACCACACCGGAUCGCCUCGAACAUGUCCUUGCCAAAAACCCCGAUGAUAUUGUAAUAACAUGUGCGUUGCGGACGCCAGUGACCAAGGCACCCACUGGAAAAUUCAAGGACACUCCAUUUGAAGUCCUCAUGGCGCACAUUCUCACAGCCAUCAGAGAGAAGUCCGGAAUCGAUCCUAACUUGGUCGAAGACAUUUGUUUGGGAAACGUCCUCUCGACAAGACCUGGUUAUGGCGCACGAGCCGCGCUUAUGGCUGCCGGCUUCCCAGUCACCACGGGAGUCAGCGUGGCCAGUCGUUUCUGUUCUUCCGGCCUUCUCUCAAUCCAGACUAUCGCGAGCGCUAUCGCUAUUGGGGCGAUCGACGUUGGCAUUACUCUUGGUAUUGAAAGCAUGAGUACCAGCCCUACCGGCACCGCCCCGGUCGUGAGUGAUGUGGUGCUCGAGAAGCAAGUUUCGCGGGACAAUCUCGAGCCAAUGGGUUGGACAUCGGAGAAUGUUUCACGAGAUUUCCAUGUCAGUCGGGAAGAUCAGGAUCGCUUCGCCGUGUACUCGCAAACCCAGGCCGAGAAAGCGGAUAAAGAGGGAUGGUUUAAGGACGAGAUCAUCCCAGUCACGACAAAAUGGGUCGACCCCAAGACGAAGGAAACCAAGACAAUCAUCGUCGAUAAGGAUGAAUUGAUCAGAUACGGCACCACAUACGACGCCUUAGCUAAGAUCAAACCUGCAUUCCCUCACUGGGGUCUUACAACUACUGGUGGCAAUGCAUCGAAAAUUGCUGACGCAGGAUCUGGUCUCCUGAUGAUGAAGCGAAGUACCGCCCAAAGGUUGGGUCAGAAGAUUAUCGGGAAAUAUGUUAAGAGCACCGUUGUUGGUAUGGAGCCGCGGAUCAUGGGAAUCUCUCCCAUUUAUGCCAUCCCCAAGGUCCUUGAGAAGGCGGGCUUAACCAAAGAUGACGUGAACCUUUUUGAAAUCAACGAAGCCUUCGCAUCUAUGUACGUCUACACCGUGAAGCACCUAGGUUUGGAUCCCUACAAGGUCAACGUGAGGGGUGGUGCGAUAGCAAUUGGACAUCCCCUUGCAUGCACCGGAGUUCGUCAGGUCGUCACCGCUCUGUCAGAACUUAGACGCCGAGAUGAGAAAAUUGCAGUGACCUCAAUGUGUGUUGGAACUGGUAUGGGUAUGGCGGGUAUCUUCGUGAACGAAGCCUAG
Messenger RNA from Exophiala aquamarina CBS 119918, 1269 nucleotides. RefSeq names its product acetyl-CoA acyltransferase. Gene Ontology annotation, molecular function: acetyl-CoA C-acyltransferase activity. The transcript has 5 exons. The coding region runs from base 1 to 1269 and encodes 422 amino acids. Gene Ontology annotation, cellular component: peroxisome. The record is from RefSeq and is a predicted model, not a curated record. Gene Ontology annotation, biological process: fatty acid beta-oxidation; phenylacetate catabolic process. NCBI's taxonomy places the organism in Eukaryota, Fungi, Ascomycota, Eurotiomycetes, Chaetothyriales, Herpotrichiellaceae.